GGCUGUGACGUCACACUCCACAUUAUGGCGGGACCCGAGACACAUGCCGCCGUCGCCUCCGCCGAAGACCCCACGAUGCUGCUCUACCUCACGGUCGUGGUCGGCGCCACCGUCAUCGUCCUCGUCUGGCUCUUCAGGAGGGGCAGGCAUGAAGGCGCAGGACCCGGAGGAGGACAGGGCGGCGCCGAAAAGCAAACAGGUGACAAGAAAUCGACAGGAGAUAACUCUGCAUCGAAGAAGGGAAUGACAAAAGUUUCCAAAAAGAAAGUAACUCAAGAUUGGAAGAAAGUUCCCCCACCUACCAGUUACACUCACCCAGAGUUGAUAACGUCGUUGAAAGGCCACACAGGCAAUAUUACGAGCGGAAGUUAUUCUGCUAACGGCAAGCACUUUAUCUCUGCAGCGGACGCUGGCAGUGGCAGACGAUUUGACCCGGGCGGCAGAGGUGUCGGUAAGGCAGAAUUCUAUUCGAGGCAGUAUACCCUAGAGGACUGCCUGAUCGGCUCGAGCAUUUCCGAGGGAAGCAGCAGUGUGGAGGAGCUCGACACUUCCUCUGUCAGUAGCAGCAGUCAGGUGGCCACAAGCAAUGCUCCUUCAGACACGGAGGACAUUCUAACGUCGUCUAGUAAUGGUAAAAUGUCAAGGCGACAGCGCAAAAAUAAGAACAAAAAAUUCAAGAAUUCAUCCGGUUGUUUUUCCACGUCGAAGAUGGUGAGUCAGAGCACCAAGGAGCUUUUCAACAGCAUUGGCAGGACAGAAGAGGAGAUCUACAACCUCCUCCUUCCCCUCUGCUCAGUUGUCGAAGAGAGGGUCCUGAAUGGCUACCCUUACGUCACUAACCAGGGCGUCCACGUCUUCAAGACAAGCGGCUACUCCACGCUGGCUGCCGCUCUCAACGGUUGUGAACUCGUCCAUGCAGAGCUGAAUCGCAUGCAGCACUUCGACGUACAGAAAAAGGUGGACGUCGACGGGGCAAGCUCCGAUUAUUCUGAGCCAGAAUCUGUGGAGGAUCUCAGCACAGGCGAUGGGUUUCACGAAGACUGCCAAGAUACGUCUUCGGGGGUAAGCUCCGAUUGCAAAGAGAACGACGGUGAUGGCGAGGGGCCGUUCAGCAGUGACAUGAACAUGAACUAUUGUCGCACUCUCUUGAUAGAGACCAGUGGAAGUAAUGAGUCCAAAAGAGAAGUAGAAAAGUGUGUUUCAGGGGAUCAGAGUGUGGAGAAAUGUAAAAGAUGUAGACAGAAUUUCAUUAUUGGCAAUAAUGGAAUGAAGCCUUGUGAAUACCACCCAAAGAAACUAGUGUUAAGGAGAGAUGGUAGACUCCAUUAUCAAUGUUGCAAUAGGAUGAAAGGGGUAGAGGGGUGUACAAGGGCUAGUUUUCACGUUUACCAUAAUUUAAGAUCUGGGUUGAACGGUCCUUUGGAAGGGUACGUUUCUAGUAAGGAAGGAAGACCCAGAGUGAUAGGAAUAGAUUGCGAAAUGGUCUUCACCACGAAAGGUUUCGAGUUAGCCAGGGUAACGUUAGUUAGUGUCAGCGGGAGAGUUUUAUUAGAUUCGUACGUCAGACCCGAAGGCGCAGUAUUUGACUACAAUACUCAGUUUUCGGGGAUAACUGCCAAUCACAUAGAAGCCGCACCCCCCUUCCAUGAAGUCCGGGAGAAAAUACUGAGUUGCGUGUCUUCCAGUUCAAUUCUCGUUGGCCAUAGUUUAGAAGGCGAUCUGUCUGCAAUCAGGUUAGUCCACCGAAACGUUAUCGACACCUCCCUGAUCUUCAAGGGUCCGCAGACCUCUCAGUCUUGUGGACCCAUCCCACACAAACAGUCUCUGAAGUCCUUGGCGAAGAGACACUUGGGUCGUGACAUACAGAAAGGAGGGAGCAAAGGGCACGACAGUCUGGAGGAUGCUACGGCCGCCUUAGAUUUAGUACUCAGACAAUUGAAAGAAUCUCGUUGCGACGAUGCUUUGCAGUCGCUGAAGGUUGCGCCUUUACCGCUAGCACUCAAGAAUAUGUGAUGUGAAGAGGAGAACAAAGUUGACUUUUGUACUGCUACUGGAACCCUGACUGUGAAAGAUCAUAUCACAUAUUGUGCCUUAGGUCUUUUAUCAUUAAAAGAAAUAAUCAGGAAUUUGCCUCUAGCACUGCAGUAUUCUGAAUGCUGUGUCUUUGCUCAAAGCUGUUGUUUUGUUUUUAUUUGAAUGUGUUGUGCAUUAGGAUGCAUUUCAUAGUCUUUUACGAGAAACUUGUGCAGGAGAAUUUUAUCCCGUUGAUUUUAGCGUAGGUGUGUUUCUAGGAAGGCGUGAGAAAGUCAAGUCGUUGGUGGGAUUCCCACAAGUGGUUUUUUUUUCGUUUUUAUUUCUUUUAGAAUAGAUUCGGUUUUCUUUUUACUAGGAGCAUUGAAUUUUAGUUAUUUUAAUUGCCAAUUUUUAGGAGUACAGUAUUUUGUUUCCAUUUUUCAGUCUGUCAGAAUUUGUUCAAAGUACGUAACGUGUGAUUUCGAGGUUGGAGAAAUCCCGAGGCAGCUUUUUAAUCCAGGGGUUAGUGGUACAGAUUCAUUUGGUUGUGAUAAGUCUUUCUUAAGGUUAGCCAUUUUUUGGUUGAAUUUGUAAAUAGUACUUUUUUCACUCGUUUUUUGGUGAGCGUGCUUUGCUCUUUAGUUGUGAACGUGAUAGUUUCAUUCCAUUGUUUUAUCACUCGACUUGUGAAACAUUAAUGAAAGGGAUUUUUUUUUUUUUUUUUUUUUUGGUUUUU
This is a messenger RNA of Macrobrachium nipponense, 2749 nucleotides long. RefSeq names its product transducin beta-like protein 2. The record is from RefSeq and is a predicted model, not a curated record. The transcript has 3 exons. Gene Ontology annotation, biological process: endoplasmic reticulum unfolded protein response. Gene Ontology annotation, molecular function: nucleic acid binding; exonuclease activity; protein binding. Bases 25 to 2013 code for a protein of 662 amino acids. Lineage: Eukaryota; Metazoa; Arthropoda; Malacostraca; Decapoda; Palaemonidae. Gene Ontology annotation, cellular component: nucleus; endoplasmic reticulum.